Messenger RNA from Daucus carota subsp. sativus, 3250 nucleotides. RefSeq lists its product as uncharacterized. Gene Ontology annotation, biological process: ribosomal small subunit biogenesis. The record is from RefSeq and is a predicted model, not a curated record. The coding region runs from base 196 to 2856 and encodes 886 amino acids. Gene Ontology annotation, cellular component: nucleolus. The transcript has 14 exons. Lineage: Eukaryota; Viridiplantae; Streptophyta; Magnoliopsida; Apiales; Apiaceae. Gene Ontology annotation, molecular function: protein binding; RNA binding.
CAAAUCUGACCGUAGUGAACUGAGUCUUAAGAGCCCAAGUAUUACCCACAGCUUAAACCAUAAUUUACUAAACAGCCCAAAACAAGCUCCCUCUCCCUCUGAUUAUUGUUCAAUUUCUUAAACCCUAAUUACAAACCCCCACAGAUUUUUCUAUUCUGGGCAGCUUGUAGGUUGAUUAUAAUUGCCUAGUGAAAAAUGGAUGUUAAGAUUGCUGAUAAGUCUCGUAGAGCGCGGAGAAAAGAAGCCCGGUUGGAGAAGAAUAAGAAGAAGUUUAGUUCCUGGGUUGAUCAUCAACAAUCGCGGAAAUUGAGCAAGAAAUAUAAGAAUGAGAAGUCCAAGACUGUGAAAUUUUUGGAAGAUGAUAUUUGUGUUUUGAGGGGGAUGGGAAUGGUGCCGAAGGAUUGUGAGAAUGAGGUUGUUUCUGGAUUUGAGGAACCUUCAGAGGUGGGAAGCUUUGUGGAUAGUGUGCAAGCACCAGUGGUUCUUGAUGGUAAUGUGUCAAAGACUGUUAAGAGGAAAAAGGGCUCGGUUAAAAAAUCGAAGUUUGAAGAGUUUAUGGAAAUGGAUAGGCAGGGAAAUAAUGCUUCUGCUGAAGAGGACUUGAGAUUAGAGAGGAAACUUGCGAAGAAACUUAAGAUCAAAGAUGGGAAAUUAUCCGGGAAAGAUGCUAGUAUAGAUAUGCUGUUGGAUGGAAUUUCAUCUGUUUCUAAUGGUGGAGGAAAAGGAGAAAACGAUGAAGCUUCAGGGAAAAGCCUCCUGAAGGCCAGUUCUCGUAAUAGGAGUCGAAAGUCUAGAUUAGUGGAUGAAGAACGAGAAAAAUUGGAGACUGAGAAGGCUGGUCAUAGUGGGGAUGAGGUACCUGAGUCAUUGGAUCCCGGGACUGUGAAAAAUCAUGACAUGAAAAACACUAACAUACCUAGUUUGGAUAAAAUGGAAUUGGAUUCCUUGGUUGGUUUAAAAUCCAUGUCAAAAGUUAGGAAGGCUAAGAAAACAAAGUUUGAAGAGUACCUUCAAAUGGACGUGAAGAAGGAUUUUGUGUCUGCUGAGGAGGAUAUGGAGGUAGAGAAGAAACUUUCGAAGAAAUUGAAGGUGAAAAAUGGAAAAUUAAGAGGAGAUGAUGAUGACAUGAAUAUGCUAUUUGAGGGUCUCCCAUCUACACUUUUUUCUUCUGCACACGAGGAGAUUCCAGAUGCUGAGGAAGAUCCUCAGAAGACCCUAGAGGAUUGCUCUACUCGUGGAAAACGUAAAAAAAAGGGGACAAAACAAGAUUCACAGAUGGCACCUGAUACUAUGGUUGCUCAAUCUGAAGCUGUAGUAAGGAAUGUGAAAUAUGUAGCUCCUCACCUGAGAUCUCAAGGGAGAAUUGAUUCAAAUGAUCACCCUCAAAUACGUAGACGUGUGAGAGGUCUUUUGAAUAGGUUGUCAGAAUCUAAUGUUGAAGCAAUAACAGGGGAAGCCUUUUCAAUAUUCCGUGAUGUUGGUCGCAGCAUUGGUUCUGAAAUUAUCAGUGCUGAGGUAUUGGCAGCAUGUUCUGGCGGUCCUCGCGGCAAUGAACAGUAUGCUGCAGUUCAUGCAGCUUUUGUUGCAGGUAUGUCUUGUAUGGUUGGGAUCGAUUUUGGUGCAAAGCUUCUUUCUUUGCUUGCUAGAGCUUUUGAGGAUGAGUAUACGAAGGAGGACAAUCUUUCAUUGCGUAAUCUGAUCCUUUUGUUCUCCUACAUAUACAUAUUUGGAGUUUGCUCAAGUGAGUUAAUGUAUGAUUUCAUAGCAAUGCUGAGCAAACGGUUGACAGAAGUUGAUGUUUCUAUUAUCUUGACAGUUUUACAAUCAUGUGGUAUGAAACUAAGGAGUGAUGACCCAGCUGCUAUGAAAGAUUUCAUUGUUAGCGUACAGAACAGAGUGAAUGAGUUGAAGUCAAAUUCAGAAAUUAAUGACGCGAGCAAGGGUGGCAGAAGAAUGGAGUUUAUGCUUGAAACCAUUUGUGAUAUCAAGAACAACAAACAAAAGCCUAAAGAGGAGAAUGUGCAGCAGACCAAGAUGAAAAAGUGGCUACUGAAGUUGAAAGUAGAUGAAAUUCUAAUCCGUGGUAUUAAAUGGAACACACUUCUUGAUCCUGAUAAGAAAGGUCAGUGGUGGUUGUCAGGAGAAAUGUCAUCAGACAGAGACAAUAUUGAAGAGAUUGCUAGCAAAACUGACUUAGAGAUUACUGAAACUCAGAAGAUGCUUCAGCUUGCUGCUGCACAACGGAUGAAUACAGAUGCAAGAAGGGCAAUCUUUUGUAUAAUCAUGAGUGGUGAGGACUACAUCGACACUUUUGAGAAACUCCUAAGAUUAGAUUUACAAGGGAAGCAGGAUAGAGAGAUCAUGCGAAUAAUUGUGGACUGCUGUUUGCAAGAGAAAGUAUUCAAUAAGUAUUAUUGUGUUCUGGCGUCCAAGCUAUGUAGCCAUGACAAAAAUCACAAGUUCACAUUACAGUACUGCCUAUGGGAUCAUUUUAAGGAAAUGGAAUCAAUGGAGCUGAACAGAUCAAUGCACCUGGCCAAGUUUAUUUCUGAGAUGCUUGCCUCCUACAGCAUCUCCCUUGCAGUCCUGAAGGUUGUCGAUUUUCAUGACGUGCACCAACUCACUCCGAAAAGAAUCAUGCACUUCCGAAUGCUAUUUGAGGCCAUCUUUGCAUUUCCAGAGAGUCUCGUCUGGAAUAUGUUCACCCGUAUAGCUGUCACCCCUGAGUAUGAACCCCUUAGGAGUGGAAUCAAAUUUUUCAUACGCAAGUAUGUAGCUAGCAGCCAAAAAUCAUUAGCAGACAAAAUCAAGGUUGCAAAGAAAGCCCUCAACAACGCUGAAGGGACCAUUUUAUAGUUUUGUGGUGCAGUCUCAACCUAUUUGCUGGAGAUACGCUCAAGCAUCUAUAACGUUGUAUGCAGGCUGUAACGCAAAUGUAACUUGAACAAACGAAGUACUAAUUGAUUGAGUGGAGUGUUGCAGGGCUGCUCUUUGUUAUAAACUUGUACUAAUCUAUCAAAUAGGCAGAGUGCUAGGACAUGAUAUUGAGUAAUAGUAUGUGUGUUAGCUUCUUGCAUCAUACGAGGCAAUAAAAAAUUAAAAUCGCAUUUCAGCUUGUAUUCUUGAGUAAUAAGGUUUAGAAAAAGAAUCCUGUUUUCUGUGAGAGAAAACUAGUCCACUGUUGAUUGGUUAUAUUAAAACAUCUUUUGAAAAAUUUUAAAAUUUCAGAGUUCUUGAGAAAUGAGUAAAA